AUGAGUUCAAAACGUGAAGCACCAGCUGAUUCAAUUUGGCAGGAUCGUGACAUACGUUUCGAUCUCGAUCCAAGAUUGCUGUGUUUAAUUCCCGGUGAGCAUUUGGUGGAUCGCAUCGAUGGGGUCGAAGAUACCAAAGGCAACAACGGUGACCGCGGUAUUCUGCGAAUAACAAAUCUGCGCAUUAUUUGGCAUGCUCACGCUAUCCCACGCAUAAAUCUCAGCGUCGGAUACAAUGCAGUAGGAGGAGUAACGACUCGAAUGGCCAAGUCGAGAUUACGUGGACAGGCCGAAUCUCUGUAUCUGAUGGCUCGCAACGCAAACACACGUUUUGAAUUCAUUUUCACCUGCAUUAAUCCAUCACAGACGAAGCUGUUUACGACAGUGAUAACAAUCCACCGAGCUUAUGAGACAUCCAAGCUGUAUCGGGAACUGAAGAUGCGUGGCGCAAUCGUUAACGAUGAGCACCAGCUUCGAAUCCUGCCGCAGGAGCAGCAAUGCGAUCGCUUUGACGGCGUUUGGAAUCUAAGCAGUGAUCAGGUCUACAUUUUGGCUCACUCAGAAGUAGCGGAUUGCUACCUUAGUCUUGAGUUCGAAAAUUCUCGAAUCGACUUGCCUUGA
Messenger RNA from Gongylonema pulchrum, 621 nucleotides. Lineage: Eukaryota; Metazoa; Nematoda; Chromadorea; Rhabditida; Gongylonematidae. The record is from the annotation of a GenBank genome assembly.